ACGUAACCAUUAACAGAGAAACGUGUUUUCAGUCAGUUAACGUUUGCUCGCUAUAGAGAAUAGCAAGGAAAAUAACUACGUUAAUUAGCUAGAUAUUUUUUUUUAGAUGGUUCGGUGACCAACUUGCGUUGAUUUCUACAGAUACGUUUGGAAAUGUCUCAGUUAUCAGCGAGGGGAGGUUUCCUGGAUUUUAGUCCCAUCAAGAAAGAAGAUUCACCUGCUGUUUCUUAUGGCAAUAAAGAAAACAAUAGCUCGCAUCCAGUUUUGAGUUUAAUUCAGUUUUCAAGGGCUCCGUUUGUAACAUUUGGAAAUGUAAAGUUGGGAUCUUCCAAAUCAUCAGUUCUUUGCAUUGAGAAUCCCGUUGAAGAUGCAAACAUAGAGGUGGCAAUUGAUAAGAUUGCAUCGACGAAAGGCUUUUCCGUGGAUCAAACCCGAUUUACAAUUCCGCCUGAGGAGCGUGUCAAUUUGACAAUAACUUGGACACCAAUAGAGGAAGGUGGUAUCCGAGAGCUGAUCACUUUCAUUGCCAAUGGGGUGGUCAAACACCAAGCCAUUUUGCUCGGUAGAGCAGACGCACCCAAAAGAAGAAAGAAGAGUCUGUGGGACUCAAUCAAAAGCAAGAAGGAAUUUGACCUAUCAGACCCUCCAAGGGGGAAGAAAAACUCUAUAUCUUCCCUGAAGAUGGCAGCCAACAAGACCUUUCAUGUGUCCCGGACACCACAGUACAGACGGGAGAAGGUUCGCAGCCCUCUUGCCUCACUCAACAAAAAAGCCUGCACACCUGUCGAAGGGCAGAAGUUUAAGCAGGAUGUGUUGGGUCAGUUGAGUUUUGACAAUGUCCAAAAGAACUCGCCUGUCGUCAUUCUAGUCCCCGCUGCAAAGCUAAUUGAUUCCUCUGAUGCAGCAGCCAGCUACAGUUGCCCAGUAGGCACACCUGAGUGCAGAGACCUCACCAGACUACUGAACACGACUGUGUCCCCUGUCGGCACUCCAGAGAGGUUUCAAAAGCUGAUGCCCCAUAUUCAGUCUAUACAGAGCCCAGCCCAUGUGAUUGAUGACACUGUUGCGGACAUAAGCCAUACAGUGUUGGCCGGAACACCAGUGUUGUCUGUGAGAGAUGCACUGGCCUUGAUUGAGUCAGAUCUAACUCAUGUGGUUGGUGCAAGCCCUCCAAAUGCGUGCUCUAGCUUUGAUUUCUCCCACUCCUUGGAGUCAGCAAAUGGAGAGAAGAAUUGUGGCCCUGUCAAAUCUGUGAUUGACAUCAAAGCACUGUCUGAAAGCCCCAUCAAGUCUGAUCCUGCACAGCCUAGACUAACCUUCUUCAUCAAACCAAAACGUGUUACUGACAAGCAGGGUAGAGUAGAGGUUGGAGAAGUUGUUCCUCAAUCCAAAAAGGUUACUUUCACCUCCACCACAGUCAUCAAAAGCAAACCAGUUCCUGUCCAGGUACGCAGUCCUGGGGUGAGGAGAAUCAAAACCUCCAGGCGCCGUCUCCUGGAGAAAACACUGGAGCUGUCUGGGGACAGUGGCCAUUCAGAGUCAAGCCCGGGUACUACAGUUACCCCUGGUCUCCCUGUCAUAGACUCUGAUGCAAAUCAUGAUUCUCCAUUAACUAUCUCCCCACGGGAGGCCAGGCUGCAGGCGCUGGAGUCAGUUUCCUGUAGGCCAGUUUGUUUGGAUGCUAUCCCUGCUCCAGUCAAGCUCUCCCUCAGCUCUCCUCUGCCUAUGAACCCCUCCACUGGUGGCCCCCAGCACCUUGGCCUGGAUGAUUCCAUUCUGGGAGCCACUCAGCUCCACACAGCACCGAUAGUGGAAUCUCUACCUGACGUGUUUCCUGUUUACAACCAGAGCCAGUUUGACAUGAGGGUGGUGCGGAGCAAAAAGAGGAAGAGCGAUGAGUUUCUGAGGGAUGGAGGGGAGAAAGUGGAGGAUGCUGUGGAGAAAACCAUGUUCCAUGUGAAAAAGAGUAGGGUGUCAACAGUGGUGAAGGGACCCAACAGACCAGCUCAGCAGAAGGGGUUCAGUGCCUCCUCUCACAGGCAGCAGACAAAAACAUCAGCUUCUGUGCGUACUAGUUCUGCCUCAUCCAUGAAGGCUCCAAAAUCUGUGUCCCCUGCACAAGCCAAGCAGCCAGCUCCAAAACCUGGCCCGCAAGGUUCACAGAAAUCAUUUGGUGGCUCGUCUGUAAAAACUGCAAAGAUUGUAGCUGUGGCCCAGUCCAAGCUCGCCUUCAUCAAGCCUGGUCAAACAGCCAUACCAAGACACCCGAUGCCGUUCGCUGCGAAGAACAUGUUCUAUGAUGAGCGCUGGAUAGAGAAACAGGAGACUGGGUUUACCUGGUGGAUCAACUACGUCCUCACCCCUGAUGACUUCAAGGUCAACACGGAGGUCACCAAAGUGAAUGCCGUAUCCCUGGCGAUGGGCGGUAAUGACAAAUUUGCCGUCAACAAGGCUCCCACCAAAGAGGAGAUGUCGUUUAGUACGUACACUGCCAGGCGGCGGCUCAACCGGCUGCGUCGCUCCGCCUGCCAGCUCUUCACCUCCGAGCCCAUGGUCAAAGCCAUCCAGAGGCUGGAGUUGGAGGUGGAGGCUAGAAGGUUACUGGUACGCAAGGAUCGGCAUCUUUGGAAGGACAUCGGGGAACGCCAAAAGGUUCUCAACUGGCUUCUAUCGUACAAUCCUCUUUGGUUACGGAUUGGACUUGAGACUAUUUACGGGGAGAUGAUCUCACUGGAGAGCAACAGUGACGUCAUGGGCUUAGCCAUGUUCAUUCUGAAACGUCUGCUGUGGAACCCUGACAUCGCUGCGGAGUUCAGACAUGCCAAAGUACCCAACCUCUACAAAGAUGGCCACGAGGGGGCGCUGUCUCGUUUCACUCUGAAGAAGCUUCUCCUCCUGGUGUGUUUCCUGGAUAAAGCCAAAGAGUCCAGGAUGAUCGAACAUGACCCCUGUCUGUUCUGUAUGGAUGCGGAAUUCAAGACUACCAAGGACCUGCUGCUGGCUUUCUCCAGGGACUUCCUAAGUGGGGAGGGGAUCCUCCCCCGUCACCUGGGUUACAUGGGCCUACUGGUCUCCCACAUCCAGACGCCUCUGGACGAGUUCAACUUCGCUGUCAAGAAUCUGUCCGUUGACCUUAAGUGUGGAAUCCGUCUAGUGCGUGUGAUGGAGCUGUUCAUCCAGGACUGGAGCCUGUCCCGUAAGCUGAGGAUGCCCGCAAUCAGUCGUCUGCAGAAGGUCCACAACGUUGACAUAGCCCUGCAGGUGCUCCGAGCCAGAGGGGUUGACCUCAAGGAUGAGCAUGAUGCUGUCAUUGACUCCAGAGAUAUUGUGGAUGGACACAGGGAGAAGACACUGAGCCUGCUGUGGAAGAUCAUUUUUGCCUUCCAGGUGGAGGUUCUUCUGGAUGAGGACCAGCUGAGAGAAGAGAUCAGUUUCCUCAAACACACCUGGACCACCAAACAGAGGCUGGCCUCCCUGAGGGCUGACAAAGGUGUGCUGCAGAAGACUGCCAAGCCUAGACCCCCAUUCAAGCACAGUAGCUCAAAGAUCACUCUACUCAUGGAAUGGGUCAAUGCUGUCUGCCAGUUCUACCACUUGAAGGCAGAGAACUUCACGGUGUCGUUCUCAGACGGUCGUAUCCUCUGCUACCUGAUCCACCACUACCACCCCAGCCACCUACCGGCAGACGGCGUCAGCCACAACACCACCCAAACUGUGGAGUGCUCCCAGAGAGGACGAGUUGAACUCAACAGCUCCUCCAGCGACUCGGACAUCUCCUUUGACACCUGGCCCACCACACAAAAUGGCCUUGUGUUGCCAUCGAUGGAGUUCAAAGAGCUUCUGGAGAAUGAGAAGAAUAACUUCAGGCUGGUCAACACUGCAGUGUCUGACUUGGGAGGGGUUCCUGCCAUGAUGAACCCUGCUGACAUGUCAAACACUAUCCCAAAUGAGAAGGUUGUGACAUGUUACCUGUCCUUCCUGUGUGCCCGUCUCCUGGACCUGCGGAAUGAGACGCGUGCUGCCAGGAUCAUCCAGGAAGCUUGGAGAAAGUACCGUCUGAAGAAGGAUCUGAAGCUUUACCAGGAAAGGACUGUAGCAGCGGGGAAGAUCCAGGUGCUGGUCAGGCAGUUUCUCCAGAGACGUAGAGCUGUCUGUCAGACCGCUGCAGCCGUCCGAAUCCAGGCUGCAUGGAGGGGCUACUCAGUGCGGAACGCCCUGACACUGAGGAGAAAGGCUCUACUCUGGGCUCGCCAGGUUGCUGCUGCUACCACCAUCCAAGCACAAUGGAAGAAGUAUAUUACCUUGAAAAACUACCAGCGCGUGAGAUUGCAUGUUGUUAAAGUUCAAGCUCUCUGGCGGAUGAAGAUGGCAGUCACUACCUACAGAAGGACACAGUGGGCUGCAACAGUAAUUCAGGAGCAUGUUAGGGCCUCGGCUCUGGCAAGGGAAGAGCGUGAAUGUUACUGCUCGCUGAGAUCAGCAGCUAUCAAAAUCCAGAGAAACUAUCGGAGAUGCAAGACUCGGAGACUGCAGAGGGAGAACCAUGCUGCCACAGUGAUACAAACUGCAUUUAAGAAAUGGCACAGUGACAAAAUGGCCCGACUGACCGCAGCUGCCCUGAAGAUUCAGUCUUGCUACAGAAUGCACAGGUGCCUAAAACAGUACAUGGGCACCCAGCGGAGCGCAAUCCUCAUUCAGGCUUGGUGGAGAGGUCAUGCACAGAGAUGCAACUUUGAGACACUGAAACUGCAGCAUCACUCUGCCACUGUCAUCCAAAGUGCUUUUAGGGCAAGGAUGGUCAGAAAACAGAUGACGACGAUGAGACAAUCCUCAGUCGUGAUUCAGCGUUGGUUCAGGGCCUCUGUACAAAGAGAUGCAGGGAGGAAACAAUUCCUGAAAAUGAGAUGUGCUGCUGUUACCAUACAGUCCGCUUAUCGUGGACAUACGGCUCGGAGACUAGUGCAACAACAGAAUCAGGCAGCCACAGUCAUCCAGACAACUUUCAUGAAGUUUGUGGCCAGACGAAAAUUCUUGUCCUUGAAAAAAUCUGCGAUUGUUGUCCAACAGCAAUUUAGAGCCAAGCUAGUAGGGGAGAAAUCAAGGAAAGAAUAUAUGGCCCUCCAAUAUUCUGCAUUGAGAAUACAAGCUAUCUGGAGAGGUAGGGCAGAGAGGAAGAGGCUUGAAAAACUGCAAAAAUGCGCCACACUCAUUCAGUCUUCCUACCGUAGACAUGUAUUGCAGUCACAGUUCAGGUCAAGAAAGGAGGCUGCUUGGACCAUCCAAAGCCAGUACAGAGCUUAUAGGGCAGGGAAAACAAUUAGAACUGAUUAUCUCCUGGUCAAGAAGGCUGCUGUUACUGUACAAGCCUGGUUCCGUGGCGUGAGAGUUAGGCAAGAGCUGAGGCAGAAACACCAGGCUGCUACUGUCCUUCAGUCAGUAGUGAGAGUCAUUCUCUGUAGAAGACGAUAUGUGUUACUGCAACGUGCCGCUGUAGUCCUCCAGUGUCGGUACCGGGCUCUUGUAGCAAGCAGAACACAGCGAGCGCAGUACAGCCAGCUGAAAUUGGCUACAGUAAAGCUACAGUCUGCUUACCGGGGAUCCAGCGUCCGAAGAGACCUAAGGACGAAACACCAAGCUGCUACGGUCAUCCAAGCUCAGUUAAGGAUGCACAAAGUGCGUCAGGCCUAUCUUGCCACAAAGGUGGCGGCCAUCAUUGUACAGCAGCAUUUCAGGGCUAAUCGGCUCCGAGAUCUACAGAUGCAGUGGUACACCUCAGUGAAGUCCGCUGCAGUUGUGAUUCAGGCAGUGUAUCGCGGUCACAGGGCAAGAAUGGAGGUUGCUAGGAUGCACCACUCAGCCAUGAUCAUUCAGAGGAGGUUCCUCACUUUCAGGGACAGGAAACGCUUCCUUGCGGUCAAAACUGCUGUUUUACUAUGUCAACAGAGAUGCAGGGAUGUGGCCAUGGUAAGGAAAGACCAGAGGGACUAUCUGUUGAAGCUUAGGGCAGCCACUGCUCUGCAAGCAGCUUUCAGAGGGAUGAAGGUCCGGAAGCAGUUGCAGACUGAAUGCAGAGCGGCCAUACUCAUUCAAUCUCACAUCCGGAAACACCUGCAGAGGGCGCACUAUGAGAUGCUUCAGUGGGCUGUGAACACAGUGCAGGCUCGUUACAGAGCCAACAAGAAGAUGAUGGAAGACAGGAAAGCACUGUGCAUAAAGAGGAGGGCUGUUGUCGUGUUACAGGCUGCCUUCCGGGGCAUGCUAUCCAGACAGCGCAUGAGAGAGAUGCGCAUGAGAGAGAUGCACAAGGCCGCCAGUGUUCUCCAGAGAAGUUACAGGGCGCACUGCGAACACCGACAGUACCUCUCCUUGAGAUCCUCUGUCCUUGCCAUUCAACAAAAAUAUCGUGCUGCUGUUGCAGUGAAACAGCAGAUGGAUCACUACCAACGAAUGCGCAGUGCCGCAAUCCUGCUCCAAGCAGCAUACAGAGGCCAGAGAGCCAGAAAGGAGAUCAGUCUUCAACAUCAAGCUGCCACCAUGAUCCAGGCUGGCUUCAGAAAGCACAGAGAGGAAGUCAAGUUCCAGGCCAUGAGGUUUGCUGCCAUCAUCAUCCAGAGAUACUUCAGAUCUCACAUUCAAAGGAAACAAGACCGAGACCAGUUCUUGAGACUGAAGGAUUCGGCCAUAGUCCUUCAGGCAGCUUUCAGAGGGCGUUGCGUGCGCCAUGAUGUUGCUAAGAUGAAGAGAGCUGCUACUGUGAUUCAGGCCAACUUCAGGAUGCACAAGGAGCAGGUCAAGUUCCAGGCCAUGAGAUUGUCUGCUGUCAUCAUUCAGAGGCACUACAGAUCUCACAUUCAAAUGAAACAAGACCGAGACAGAUUCAUAAAGAUCAGAGAGUCUGCCAUAGUCCUUCAGGAAGCUUUCAGAGAAAUGACUGCACGGAAGCAGUUGCAGACUGAAUGCAGAGCUUCCAUACUCAUUCAAUCUCAUGUCCGGAAACACCUUCAGAGGGCGAACUAUAAGAGGCUUCAGUGGGCUGUGAACACAGUGCAGGCUCGUUACAGAGCCAACAAGAAGAUGAUGGAAGACAGGAAAGCACUGUGCAUAAAGAGGGCUGUUGUCGUGUUACAGGCUGCCUUCCGGGGCAUGCUAUCCAGACAGCGCAUGAGAGAGAUGCACAAGGCCGCCAGUAUUCUCCAGAGAAGUUACAGGGCGCACUGCGAACACCGACAGUACCUCUCCUUGAGAUCCUCUGUCCUUGCCAUUCAACAAAAAUAUCGUGCUGCUGUUGCAGUGAAACAGCAGAUGGAUCACUACCAACGAAUGCGCAGUGCCGCAAUCCUGCUCCAAGCAGCAUACAGAGGCCAGAGAGCCAGAAAGGAGAUCAGUCUUCAACAUCAAGCUGCCACCAUGAUCCAGGCUGGCUUCAGAAAGCACAGAGAGGAAGUCAAGUUCCAGGCCAUGAGGUUUGCUGCCAUCAUCAUCCAGAGAUACUUCAGAUCUCACAUUCAAAGGAAACAAGACCGAGACCAGUUCUUGAGACUGAAGGAUUCGGCCAUAGUCCUUCAGGCAGCUUUCAGAGGGCGUUGCGUGCGCCAUGAUGUUGCUAAGAUGAAGAGAGCUGCUACUGUGAUUCAGGCCAACUUCAGGAUGCACAAGGAGCAGGUCAAGUUCCAGGCCAUGAGAUUGUCUGCUGUCAUCAUUCAGAGGCACUACAGAGCUCACAUUCAAAUGAAACGAGACCGAGACAGAUUCAUAAAGAUCAGAGAGUCUGCCAUUGUCCUUCAGGCAGCUUUCAGAGCAUAUCACAUUCGACAAGAUGCUGCUAAGAUGCACAGAGCUGCUUCUGUGAUUCAGGCCAACUUCAGAAUGCACAAGGAGCAGGUCAAGUUCCAGGCCAUGAGGUUUGCUGCCACCAUCAUCCAGAGAUACUUCAGAUGUUACAUUCAAAUGAAACAAGACCGAGACCGGUUAAAGAAGUGCAGAGAGUCUGCCAUAGUCCUUCAGGCAGCUUUCAGAGGGUAUCGCGUUCGACAAGACGUUGCUAAGAUGUGCAGAGCUGCUACUGUGAUCCAGGCCAACUUCAGGAUGCACAAGGAGCAGUCUGCUUACAGGAGGCAGCAUUGGGCAGCCAGUGUUCUUCAGCAAAGAUUCAGAGCUCAGAGACUGAGGAACUCUCAGUUGGAGAACUACCAUCAGAUGAGAAAUGCUGUGAUAAACCUUCAGGCCUUGUAUAGGGGAAAACAGGCAAUGGAGCUGGCUAAACGGAUGUUGGCAGCCAGGAAGAUUCAGUCAUUUCUGAGAAUGAGCAUCAGACGACAACGCUUCUUGAAGGAAAAAGCUGCUGCUCUGUUGAUCCAGUCUGCCUUCAGAAGACACCAGGCCAGGACAUGGUACAAUGAAACACAAGCCUCUGCAGUCACGAUCCAAAGAUGGUUCAGAUCAUGCAACGUCCUCAGACGACAAAGGGACGACUACUUGGCCAUCAGAGAAGCUGCUGUGAAGCUUCAGUCAGCCAUCCGUGGAACCCUGGCAAGAAGGCUGGCCAGACGCAAACGUGCGGCUGUCAAGAUCCAGUCCGUGAUACGCAUGUCCAUCCAACGGAGAAGUUAUCUGACGCUGCGAUCCAGCACGGUAAAGCUGCAGUCUCACUGCAGGGCUUGGGUGGCGAGGAGGAGAUUCCUGAUGCGUCGGACAGCGGCCGCUACUCUCCAAAAGCACUACAGAGGCCGGCAGGUCCAGAGAGUGCAGCGAUCCCUGUACCUAAAGACCCUGACCAGUGUCAAAAUGCUGCAGGCCAGAGUGCGUGGACACAUCCAACUCAAGAGGUACCAGAAUCUCAAGAGCAGUGCAGUCACAAUUCAGGCAUUUUACCGUGGAAUGGUGGAGAGGCGCCGGUUUCAGCAUCAAAGGGCAUCUGCUGCUAUAAUACAGGAAUGUUUCAGGGCCCAUCUCCUCUGCCGAAGAGAGAGGGCAAAAUACCUGGAAAUGAAGAAGUCUGCUGUUCUUAUUCAAGCUGUGUUCCGUGGUGAUCUUGCCAGACAGAGUGCCCGGAAACGUCAGGCGGCUGUCGCCACAGUCCACCGAUGUAUGCAGACCAGGCAUCUACGCAACAGGUUCCUAGUGAUCCAGUGUAGUGUAAGGCUCAUUCAGGGCAGAUGGAGGGAGACCUUGAAAGCCAGGGAAGAGCGUCGCAACUUCCUGGUCAUGAAAGCUGCCGCUGUUACAAUCGAAGCGUCAUGGAGAGGCCAUGCGACCAGGAAUCGCCUGCAUAAGGAGCAGCGGGCUGCGGUGCUGGUCCAGUCGUCCUUCCGGGGAUGGGUCCAGAAACGGGCGUUCCAGAGACAAAGAGAGGCUGCCCUGGUCCUACAGAGGAGAGUCCGAGCUAUGCAGCAGGCUAAAGCAGAGAGGGUCAAAUACACACGUUUGAAACAGGCUACCAUCACUGUCCAGGCUCACUGCAGAGGCUGGAUUGCCAGGAGACAGUUGAGAGAAGCGGCCUCUGCGGAGAGGAGGGUGCGUUUCUGCGCGGCUGUGUACCACCACUUCUGUGCUGUGCGGAUCCAGAGAGCUCUGAGGUCACAAUGGGCUCUGCGGUCUGCCAAGAGACAGAUCACCUCUGUCAUUUUUAUACAGAGGUGGCUGAGAGCACGGAUCCAGAGGCGGCGAUACCUGGAGGACAGGAGGAGGGUGGUCGUGGCCCAGAGGGCAGCCAGGAGUUGGUUAGCUCGCCGCCAUCGCGCCGCCUCCACCAUCCAGCACGCCGCCAGGACCUUCCUCCUCCGUAGGCGGGAACAGAGGGUUCAGCAGGGCAUCAUCAAGGCACAGGCGUUGUGGCGAGGCCACCAGUCCAGAAAGCUCCAUGACAAUCGUAAAGUGGUGUCCAUGAGGCAUCGUCUGCGGAAGGUGUCUGAGGAGGUACGAGAGGAGGACCGGCUGUGCAACAAGACGUCCUGGGCCAUCGAAUACCUCCUCAAAUACAAGCACUUCUCCUAUAUCUUGGAGGCUCUGAAGAAUCUGGAGACCGCCACUAGGCUGUCCCCAGAGUGCUGUGAGCGUCUGGUGACGAGCGGCGCCACGCUGGUCAUCUUCACGCUGAUCCGCAGCUGCAACCGGAGUGUCCCCUCUAUGGAAGUCAUUACCUACGCCAUCCAGGUGCUCCUCAACCUCUCCAAGUAUGACAAAACAAUCGAGGCGGUUUAUGCGGUGGAGAACUCUGUGGACACACUGCUGGACCUGCUCCAGAUAUACAGGGAGAAGGCCGGAGACAAGGUGGCCGACAAAGGAGGCAGCAUCUUCACCAAGGCCUGCUUCCUCCUGAUCAUCCUGCUGCAGGACCAGUACAGGGCUCUGGAAGUGAGGAAGCUUUCCAAGGCAGUUGACCGGCUCCGCAGCAUCUACCGCCUCACUGCACGCAAACACAAGAUGGAUGCCGAGAGGACCGUGGUCAAGCAGAAGAUGGGGGCAUCCAUAAAUGGAAGCUUCAUUGUCCCGGCAACCCCCCGCAAAUCCAAGCCAGUGCCUAAAUUCUCCCCUGAUUGGGUUCUCAGAAAGGACAAACUGCAAGACAUAGUUGACCCUCUCCGAGCUGUACAGAUGGUGGCUGACGUCUUCUCUAUUGUGCUUUAAAUAUACUUAAUGAAAUAUUUUCUUUAGCUUUUUCCAUAGUCAUUUUUUGUAUAAUUGUUUAUUAAAUGAUACGCAUAUGAUAAUUGUAUUUUUUUAACGUUUUUUUAAAUGUACUUUACGUUGAUGUCUUUUUAAAAUAUUUUUUAGCUUGUUAAUGUUUUGUCUAUCUAGAAAAAGCUCCAUGAGUUGUCUUUGAUAACUUCAUUUGAUUCAACAAGACAUGAUGCAAGGUGUAUACACUGAUGGUUGGUGGCCACACGGUGGAAGCAUUUAACCUGCAGGUUAAUGGAUUGAAUAAGGGUGAAUUAAAAAACAUGUAGACCUAUUACUAUUAUCCCAUGUUAAUGAUCUAAAAACCUCUGUGGGAGAAAGACACUAGAAGUCUCCUGACAACGGGUGAGUAACGUGGCGUUUGAACUGUCUAGAUAGGUGUGUGAAGUAUCUGGUAAUUGAAAGAUGUGAUUUAGAUCUAAUUUGCACAUGCCAAACAGAAAAUAUACCGGAGCGAUUCUUGAAUCCAUUCUGUAAAUAUUUACUUUGACUGCCUACUGCUGUAAAUAAAAGAUCUGAUUUCACCUGAAA
Molecule: messenger RNA, 11208 nt
Organism: Oncorhynchus tshawytscha (Chinook salmon)
Lineage: Eukaryota; Metazoa; Chordata; Actinopteri; Salmoniformes; Salmonidae
Gene: aspm
Product: assembly factor for spindle microtubules
Exons: 30
Coding region: 154-10626 (3490 amino acids)
Biological process (GO): establishment of meiotic spindle localization; mitotic cell cycle; spindle organization
Cellular component (GO): spindle pole
Molecular function (GO): protein binding
Source: RefSeq, a predicted model, not a curated record